AUGAUAUUUAGUAGUGCGGUGAAUAUCGUUUGCAUGACCAGCCGAAUACGAGUUUUAAAACAUUUUACUUCAGGUUUGCACUAUAACACGAAGCUGGCUGGUUAUGCGUCAGAUGAGCUUGGUUUGAGGAUGGAGCUCAUCUUGCGCAUUUGUCCAGGAGCAGUCAUGUAUAGGACACACUUGGGCGCGAUCAUGUCGAAUUUCGAUCGUGAUAGUAAAUCAAAUACUUACAUGAGGAAACAAUUGGAGCAUGUUUCAGGACGAACGCACGAUUGGCCUUCAUCUGAUUACAUCGAGAAUCGAUUGAAAUGA
Molecule: messenger RNA, 312 nt
Organism: Loa loa (African eye worm)
Lineage: Eukaryota; Metazoa; Nematoda; Chromadorea; Rhabditida; Onchocercidae
Exons: 3
Coding region: 1-312 (103 amino acids)
Source: RefSeq, a predicted model, not a curated record